CUGUCUAUCAGUGUGCCAUCAGUAGUUAGCCAUCAUGGGGCUAAUCAGAGACUCUCUCGUUGUACAGUUUUUAAUCCUUUCUGUUGUCAAGCUUUGUUGGACUGGCAAUGUGUUCCUCAACAACCAGGAAGCAUCCUCUGUGUUGAAUCGAAUUCGGCGAGCCAACAGGUUCUUAGAAGAAGCAAAAUCUGGAGAUUUAGAGCGAGAAUGUAUCGAGGAAUACUGUGAUCAUGAAGAGGCCCGUGAAGUGUUUGAGGAUGACCAGGCAACAGAGAAAUUUUGGGUCACUUAUGAGGUAUGUGUUGCUGAUAACGAAGGCAGUUCCCCUCCAGAUCACCUGAAGAAAUGUCUAGAUGGAGAAUGCUAUCAAGGGAUUGGCUCCCAUUACAAGGGCAAUGCUGCAAUGACUGUGUCUGGGAGGCAGUGUCAGAGCUGGUCAAGUAACUACCCACACAAACCGAAAUACAAUCCAGAUACACACAACCAGUCUGACCUUAUAAAUAACUACUGCCGAAAUCCAAGUGACAGUAACAUGGGGCCGUGGUGCUACACUAAGGACCCAACAGUCCAAAUGGAAGCAUGUUACGUUCCACGCUGUGGUGAAGAAUUGCCACCAUUACCAACAAAACCACCAGUGUCAGUACCACUUAGCUCUUGUGUUCCAAAUCAGGGAGUGGACUACAGAGGAACACAGAAUGUAACUAGACGUGGAAAACAGUGCCAGUUCUGGAACUCACAGUACCCCCACAAGCACAAUUUUACCAGAGAGGAAAUGAUAUUAGCAAAUCUAGAAGGAAAUUACUGCAGAAAUCCAGAUGGGGAUGAAGAUGGUGCAUGGUGUUUCACCACUGACCCAGCAGUGGAAAUCGAUUACUGCAACCUUGAUUACUGUGAUGACCUUAUAGAUAUAUUUGAAGAACCACCAGAGGAAGAAAUAGAGGAGGAAAGUGAGAGAACUGGUCGAACAACAGGUUCUGGGUACACAACUUCCUUCAAUCCUAAAUUUUUUGGUGAAGGAGAGAGUGAAUGUGGUCUGAGAGCAUUAUUUGAACGCAGGAACAAGGAAGAUGAAGGAGAAAAGGAAAUGCUGGAGUCCCUUAAAGGUCGAAUUGUGCACGGAAAGAAUGCUGAAAUAGGGAGUGCCCCAUGGCAAGUGAUGCUGUUCCGUAAAAGUCCGCAGCAGAUGCUGUGUGGCGGCAGCCUAGUGAGUGACCAGUGGAUUAUUACAGCAGCCCACUGUAUCUUGUAUCCUCCAUGGGACAAAAACUUCACAGAGAAAGAUAUUCUUGUCCGUCUUGGGAAGCACAAACGAGCUGGGUAUGAAAAAGAAACAGAAAAAAUCUUUGCACUUGAUAAAAUUAUUGUUCAUCCCAGAUAUGACUGGAAAACAAACCUUAACCGUGAUAUUGCAUUGUUGCAUUUGAAAAAACCCACCGUAUUCACUGACUAUAUAUCACCCAUCUGUCUGCCAACCAUGGAAGUCACCCGCAGGUUACUAUACAAGCAGCACUUGGGUCGGAUCACAGGUUGGGGAAACCUGCAGGAAAGCUUUGUCAAUACAGCAUCCAAUAGACCUAAGGAACUGCAGUAUGUCCAGCUUCCCAUCAACACACAGCAGACCUGUAAUUUAUCCACAAAUAUUCCUCUUACUAAAAACAUGUUCUGUGCUGGUCACAGUGUGGAAUCUGGCCUGCGUGGAGAUGCCUGUGAGGGAGACAGCGGGGGCCCCUUUGUGAUGAAGAAUCCGGGCAAUAAUCGAUGGUACCUGAUGGGCAUCGUCUCCUGGGGAGAAGGAUGUGACCGGGAUGGGAAAUAUGGAUUCUACACUCAUGUAUUUAGGUUUAGAAGGUGGUUGAUGAAAGCUAUAAAGACCAAGAUACCUUCAUAGGGGGGUUAAAAUUGUAAUGUCCUAUUUUAAAGAGGACAUAGGCAUUUUCUGAUGUCCACUGCAGAAGUUAAGAAUAAAUGUUGAUCAAUGAUUCUAUCAUUAGUUGAAUUAAUUUUCAACAUGUUAAUGAAAUAAAGCCAAAGUAUUACUGAUA
Molecule: messenger RNA, 2042 nt
Organism: Rhincodon typus (whale shark)
Lineage: Eukaryota; Metazoa; Chordata; Chondrichthyes; Orectolobiformes; Rhincodontidae
Gene: f2
Product: coagulation factor II (thrombin)
Exons: 14
Coding region: 35-1888 (617 amino acids)
Biological process (GO): proteolysis; positive regulation of blood coagulation; blood coagulation
Cellular component (GO): extracellular region
Molecular function (GO): serine-type endopeptidase activity; calcium ion binding
Source: RefSeq, a predicted model, not a curated record